AUGUACGUGGGCUACCUCUUGGAUAAGGAGGCCAGCAUGUACCCCAACCCGUCCCGGCCCCCGGGCCUCGGCUUGCCCCCGCAGAACUACGUGCCCGUGGGGCCCCAGUACCCGGAGUUCGCGGGCUACCACCCCCACCACCCGCACGCCCACCACGUGCCGGGCCUGGGCGGAGAGGCCCACCCGGGGCAGCCCUCGGGGGGCGCCUGGUCCUCGCCCUACACGCCGCCCCCGCCGCCCCCCAAGGAGGACUGGCACCCCUAUGGCCCGCCGGGGGGCCCCUCGGGCAACGCCGCCGGCCAGCUGGGCUACGGCCCCGCCGACUUCAGCAGCAUGCAGCCCACGGGCCUCCUGCCGCCCCCGCCCCCCAUGGGCGCCCCCGGGGCACCCCAGAUCUCGCCAGGUGCCCAGAGGCGGACCCCCUUCGAGUGGAUGCGGCGCAGCGGGACCGUCGCCGGAAGCACCGCCGGACACAGCGGCAAGACCAGAACAAAAGACAAGUAUCGUGUUGUGUACACAGAUCAUCAACGUUUGGAACUAGAGAAGGAAUUUCACUAUAGCCGCUACAUCACUAUCCGGCGGAAAGCAGAGCUGGCAGCAACGCUAGGACUCACUGAGCGACAGGUGAAGAUAUGGUUCCAGAAUCGGAGAGCAAAGGAGAGGAAAGUGAACAAGAAGAAGAUGCAGCAGCAGACUCAGCCUGCCAGUACAACCACUCCCACCCCACCAGCCGUUGGCACACCAGGCCCAAUUGGAGGCAUCUGCAGCAGUACCACCAACCUAGUUUCCUCAUCUCCAAUGACUAUCAAGGAAGAAUUUCUGCCUUAA
Anolis sagrei ordinatus is the source of this 828-nucleotide messenger RNA. It is a transcript of the gene CDX1, whose product is annotated as caudal type homeobox 1. Lineage: Eukaryota; Metazoa; Chordata; Lepidosauria; Squamata; Anolidae. The record is from RefSeq and is a predicted model, not a curated record. Gene Ontology annotation, cellular component: nucleus. Gene Ontology annotation, molecular function: RNA polymerase II transcription regulatory region sequence-specific DNA binding; DNA-binding transcription factor activity, RNA polymerase II-specific. Gene Ontology annotation, biological process: regulation of transcription by RNA polymerase II; cell differentiation; embryo development.